AGCCCCAGAGUGGGGCACUAGGCUACCAGAAGGCCGAGGAAACGGAGGGAGCUAUGGAGUCCGAUUCGGAUGAGGAGACGCCAACACCAAGCACUGGAGUCAAGAGGAAGAGGGAUUCCCAGCCCACCGACAAAGGCAGGGAGAAGGCAUUGAAGUUAACGGAGAAGGUGACGGCAACCCUGCGGCAGAUCCAAGAAAAACAUAAGGGAGGGAAAAUGCCGAAGAUAAUCAUCUUCUGCUCCAAGCGGGGUAAAAAAGUCAGCGAAAAUCAGCCCAAGACGGAUGAAGAAGAACAACAGGAUCCUGCCCCUCCGAGUGAGGAUUGUGCCCCUCCAAGUGAGAAUUCUGCCUCUUCCAGUGAGGAGUCUCUCACUGCAAGUGAGGAUUCUCGCACUGCAAGUGAGCAGUUUCCCUCUGAAACGGAGGAGUCUCUCUCUGAAAGUGAGGACUUUCCCUACACCCCCAAGUGA
Phyllostomus hastatus (greater spear-nosed bat) is the source of this 470-nucleotide messenger RNA. RefSeq names its product nucleolin 2-like. The transcript has 2 exons. The record is from RefSeq and is a predicted model, not a curated record. Bases 54 to 470 code for a protein of 138 amino acids. Lineage: Eukaryota; Metazoa; Chordata; Mammalia; Chiroptera; Phyllostomidae.